Molecule: messenger RNA, 3583 nt
Organism: Lemur catta (Ring-tailed lemur)
Lineage: Eukaryota; Metazoa; Chordata; Mammalia; Primates; Lemuridae
Gene: CHRD
Product: chordin
Exons: 23
Coding region: 309-3182 (957 amino acids)
Biological process (GO): multicellular organism development
Molecular function (GO): protein binding
Source: RefSeq, a predicted model, not a curated record
UUGCAGAGGAGGAGGCCCCCGGCCGGGGCGUCGGGCGCCGGGCAUAAAACGGGCCGGAGCCGGCGCCCCGGGCACUAGAGCCGCGUACGGCCCGGGUCAGCGCCCGCCCGCCUGCGCUCCUCCCGGCCGCUCCUCCCUCCCCGCCCGGCCCGGCGCCGACUCUGCGGCCGCCCGACGAGCCCCUCGCGGCACUGCCCCGGGCCUGGCCCCGGCCCCCUCCGGCCGUACCGCCCCCGGCCCGGCCCUCCUCCCUCCUCCCUCUCCUCCUCCCUCCUCCCUCCCGCCUCCCCAGCUGUCCCGUUCGCGUCAUGCCGAGCCUCCCGGCCCCGCCGGCCCCGCUCCUGCUCCUCGGGCUGUUGCUGCUCGGCUCCCGGCCGGCCCGCGCCGCCGGCCCGGAGCCCCCCGCGCUGCCCAUCCGUUCCGAGAAGGAGCCGCUGCCCGUUCGGGGAGCGGCAGGCUGCUCCUUCGGCGGGAAGGUCUAUGCCUUGGACGAGACGUGGCACCCGGACCUGGGGGAGCCCUUCGGGGUGAUGCGCUGCGUGCUCUGCGCCUGCGAGGCGCCUCAGUGGGGUCGCCGUACCAGGGGCCCUGGCAGGGUCAGCUGCAAGAACAUCAAACCUGAGUGCCCAACCCUGGCCUGCGGGCAGCCCCGCCAGCUGCCCGGACACUGCUGCCAGACCUGUCCCCAGGAGCGCAGCAGUGCGGAGCGGCAGCCAACUGGCCUGUCCUUCGAGUAUCCUCGGGACCCGGAGCACCGCAGUUAUAGCGACCGAGGGGAGCCGGGCGCUGAGGAGCGGGCUCGUGGUGACGGCCACACGGACUUUGUGGCGCUGCUGACAGGGCCGAGGUCGCAGGCGGUGGCACGGGCCCGAGUCUCGCUACUGCGCUCUAGCCUACGCUUCUCCAUCUCCUACCGGCAGCUGGACCGCCCCACCAGGGUCCGCUUCUCAGACUCCAAUGGCAGUGUCCUGUUUGAACACCCUGCGGCCCCCUCCAGAGAUGGCCUGGUCUGUGGGGUGUGGCGGGCAGUGCCUCGGUUGUCUCUGCGGCUCCUUAGGGCAGAACAGCUGCUGGUGGCCCUCGUGACACCCACUCACCCUUCAGGGGAGGUUUGGGGGCCUCUCAUCCGGCACCGGGCCCUGGCUGCAGAGACCUUCAGUGCCAUCCUGACUCUGGAAGACCCUGCACAGCAGGGUGUAGGGGGCAUCACCCUACUUACUCUCAGUGACACGGAGGAUUCCUUGCAUUUUUUGCUGCUCUUCCGGGGGCUGUUGGAACCCAAGAGUGGGGGACUAGCCCAUGUUCCCUUGAGGCUCCAGAUUCUACACCAGGGGCAGCUACUGCGAGAACUCCAGGCUAAUGCCUCAGCCCAGGAGCCAGGCUUCGCUGAGGUGCUGCCCAACCUGACAGUCCAGGAGAUGGACUGGCUGGUGCUGGGGGAGCUGCAGAUGGCCCUGGAGAGGGCAGGUGGGCCAGGGCUGCGCAUCAGUGGACACAUUGCUGCCAGGCAGAGCUGUGAUGUCCUGCAAAGCGUCCUUUGUGGGGCUGAUGCCCUGAUCCCAGUCCAGACUGGUGCUGCUGGCUCAGCCAGCCUCACACUGCUAGGAAAUGGCUCCCUGAUCUACCAGGUGCAAGUGGUAGGUACAAGCAGUGAGGUGGUGGCCGUGACACUGGAGACUAAGCCUCAGCGGAGGAAUCAGCGCACUGUCCUGUGUCACAUGGCUGGACUCCAGCUGGGAGGACACAUGGCCAUGGGUGUCUGCCCUGGGCUGGGUGCUCGGGGGGCUCAUAUGCUGCUGCAGAACGAGCUCUUCCUGAACGUGGGCACCAAGGACUUCCCAGACGGAGAGCUGCGGGGACAUGUGACUGCCCUGCCCUACAGUGGGCACAGCGCCUGCCAUGAUACACUGCCUGUGCCCCUGGCAGGAGCCCUGGUGCUGCCCCCUGUGCAGAGCCAGGCAGCAGGUCAUGCCUGGCUCUCCCUGGAUACCCACUGUCACCUGCACUAUGAAGUGCUGCUGGCUGGGCUUGGUGGCUCAGAACAGGGUACCGUUACUGCCCACCUCCUUGGCCCUCCUGGGAUGCCAGGGCCCCGGCGGCUGCUGAAGGGAUUCUAUGGCCCAGAGGCCCAGGGGGUGGUGAAGGACCUAGAGCCUGAGCUGCUGAGGCACCUGGCGCAUGGCACUGCCUCCCUGCUGAUCACCACUAAGGGCAGACCCAGAGGGGAGCUUCGAGGGCAGGUGCACAUCGCCAACAAAUGCGAGGUGGGCGGCCUGCGCCUGGCGGCCGGGACUGAAGAGGCGCGGGCGCCCGGAGCUCCAGAUGCAGCGGCCGCAGGAUUGCCCGCGCUGCCCUCGGUGCCGGGCCCCGAGAUCCCGGCGCCCGCCAAACCUGCCGGUCCUGGGCGGCCCCGAGAUCCCAACACGUGCUUCUUCGAGGGGCAGCAGCGCCCCCACGGUGCUCGCUGGGCUCCCAACUAUGACCCGCUCUGCUCGCUGUGCACCUGUCAGAGACGAACGGUGAUUUGUGACCCCGUGGUGUGCCCGCCGCCCAACUGCCCGCACCCGGUGCAGGCUCCCGACCAGUGCUGCCCCGUGUGUCCAGAGAAACAAGAUACUAGAGACCUGCCAGGGCUGCCCAGGAGCCGAGACCUGGGAGAGGGAUGCUAUUUUGAUGGUGACCGGAGCUGGCGAGCAGCGGGUACCCGGUGGCACCCCGUUGUGCCCCCCUUUGGCUUAAUUAAGUGUGCCAUCUGCACCUGCAAGGGGGGCACCGGAGAGGUGCACUGUGAGAAGGUGCAGUGUCCUCGGCUGGCCUGUGCCCAGCCUGUCCGCGCCAACCCCACUGACUGCUGCAAACAGUGUCCAGUGGGGUCAGGGGCCCACCCCCAGCUGGGGGACCCCAUGCAGGCCGACGGGCCCCGGGGCUGCCGUUUUGCAGGGCAGUGGUUCCCGGAGAGCCAGAGCUGGCACCCUUCAGUGCCCCCCUUUGGGGAGAUGAGUUGUAUCACCUGCAGAUGUGGGGCAGGGGUGCCUCACUGUGAGCGGGAUGACUGUUCACUGCCACUAUCCUGCGGUCCGGGGAAGGACAGUCGUUGCUGCUCCCACUGCACACCCCGACGGCGGCCAGCCCCAGAGACCAGGACUGUUCCAGAGCUGGAGAAAGAAGCUGAAGGCUCCUAGGGAGCAGCUGGAGGGCCACAUGACCAAGAGGAUGGGGCCCGAGCUGGGGGAAGGGGUGGCACCGAGGGCCCCGCAUUCUUCUGUGGGAAACCCAGUGCCUUCACUCUUCUGUCCUGCCUCUUCUCUCUCCCCCACUACCUCCGGGAACAACAACUCCACGAGGGGGAGAGGCAGCUGUGCCAGGCCAAGGCCACAUCCGCUCCAACUUCUCCCUGUCACCCUCGGCCUCUGUCCUGGAAGCCCAACCCCUUUCCUUCUGUACAUAAUGUCACUGGCUUGUUGGGAUUUUUAAUUUAUCCUCACUCAGCACCAAGGGUCCCCCCACUGCAUUCCUGCUGCCCCUGAGCUGAGCAGAGUCAUUAUUGGAGAUUUUUGUAUUUAUUAAAACAUUUUUUUCAGUC